Molecule: messenger RNA, 756 nt
Organism: Pestalotiopsis fici W106-1
Lineage: Eukaryota; Fungi; Ascomycota; Sordariomycetes; Amphisphaeriales; Sporocadaceae
Exons: 1
Coding region: 1-756 (251 amino acids)
Source: RefSeq, a predicted model, not a curated record
AUGGCCUCUUCGAUUGGUCACAACCACGAAGCGAGCGCUGAAAACCAGGAUAAAUCACCGUCACAAGGAUCCAGGGACUUGGUCAUCUCUUGGUUAGACAAAGUUUAUCUGCACGCGAGAAAUGCUGAGACCCAAUCUAUAUUCAGCACUGCCGCCCCUUCCGUGCCAGUCCCGAUGGCAAGCAGCCCGGGCCGAGAAGGCAUGUUUGCGGCACAGCGGGACGGCAACACACUCUGCUUGCCUGCCGGUGCCCAUACUCAUCAGGGGCCCGCAGCUCUAAAUCCUCUUGCCCACUGCUAUAGACUGCGGGACGAUGGUGUUGCUAUCGAGGCUCCGGGCCAUCCCUUCACCUGUGCUUGCUCGGACAACGCGCGCCUUCAUUCUGCAAGAGAGUCGGAAUCACCAACCACUCCUGUACCUACUGAAGCUUGCCUGUAUCCCCCCAUCCCACAGAGUGACAAGCGCGAAAUAUAUCUGAAUCUUGCCAUGCAACACUCCGCGGGUAUAUUCUACCCCCUGGAAGGCCAUCGUAUAAUGUCGCACAACCCCCUGAAACUGAACAAGUACCGUGCACGCCUCCUCAACACACCACUUGCCCUCGAGUCUGUGCUUGCAGUUGGAGCAUUAAUGCACCCGGAAGGAUCCGGUGCGUCCUUUGCUGCUGCACACGCCGCCUUUAUCGAUCAUAUGAUAUCCGACUGCAUUAGCGAGGGUACGUUCAAGUCUGAUUUGAUGAAGCAUUUGAUUCUACAGUGA